Molecule: messenger RNA, 1288 nt
Organism: Pisolithus orientalis
Lineage: Eukaryota; Fungi; Basidiomycota; Agaricomycetes; Boletales; Pisolithaceae
Product: P-loop containing nucleoside triphosphate hydrolase protein
Exons: 6
Coding region: 33-1058 (341 amino acids)
Cellular component (GO): catalytic step 2 spliceosome; nucleolus
Molecular function (GO): ATP binding; RNA helicase activity; mRNA binding
Source: RefSeq, a predicted model, not a curated record
ACUCCGAAGCUCUCUUCGAUCCAACUCGAAAAAUGACUGGCAUCAACCCCGGCGACGAGAAACUUGUUUUUGAGUCCUCAGAGGCCAUCUCUGUCGUCUCGACGUUUGACGACCUCAACCUUAAGGAAGACCUGCUACGGGGAAUCUACGCCUACAACUUCGAGAAACCCUCUGCCAUCCAGCAACGUGCUAUACUCCCCAUCACCCAAGGACGCGACGUUAUUGCGCAGGCUCAGUCGGGUACUGGUAAAACAGCCACAUUCUCAAUAUCCAUCCUCCAGUCCAUCGAUGUGUCUGUCCGGGAAACCCAGGCGUUGGUGCUCUCUCCAACGAGAGAACUUGCUACUCAGAUUCAAUCCGUCGUUCUCGCCCUCGGUGAUUACAUGAACGUCCAAUGUCACGCUUGCAUCGGAGGUACUUCUAUAGGGGAGGACAUCCGUAAGUUGGAAUACGGUCAACACGUCGUAUCUGGUACACCCGGUCGUGUGUUUGACAUGAUUCGGCGGAGAGCCCUUCGGACACGAAACAUCAAGAUGCUGAUUCUCGACGAGGCAGACGAACUGCUGAACAAGGGUUUCAAAGACCAAAUCUACGACGUUUACCGAUACCUCCCUCCGGCAACUCAAGUCGUAUUACUGAGCGCCACGUUGCCGUAUGACGUGCUAGAAAUGACCACCAAAUUCAUGACGGAUCCCGUUCGUGUCUUGGUCAAACGUGAUGAGUUGACGUUGGAGGGUAUCAAGCAAUUCUUCGUGGCAGUAGAAAAGGAAGACUGGAAGUUCGAUACGUUGUGUGAUCUGUACGACACUCUAACGAUCACACAAGCCGUUAUCUUCUGCAACACCCGCCGAAAGGUUGAUUGGUUGACGGAAAAGAUGAGGGCCGCGAACUUCACCGUGUCUUCUAUGCACGGUGAAAUGGUACAGAAAGAGCGGGAUACGAUCAUGGCUGAAUUCCGCAGUGGUACUUCGCGUGUGCUUAUCACGACGGAUGUGUGGGCUCGAGGAAUCGACGUUCAACAAGUUUCACUUGUCAUUAAUUAUGACCUACCUGCGUAAGUAUCCGUUCCCCGUCAUGGCGUUCGCUUACUUACACUCUUCGCUCAGAAAUCGUGAGAAUUACAUCCAUCGUAUUGGCCGGUCGGGACGUUUUGGUAGAAAGGGUGUUGCUAUCAACGUACGCGUGUACCCUACAUUGUCAUUACGUUCUCUCACUUAUCACGAUCCAGUUCGUCACCUGUCGAUGAUGUCCGCAUCCUCCGUGACAUUGAGCAAUUCUACAGCACUCA